CCGGUAGAUGAAAACCAAAGUCAUUGUGGAAAACAGAAGACACAUCUCUAUGCACUGUAACUCCUUCCCUGGCACAGUUGACGUGGGAAGAGGUCUGUAAUAUUUUUUUUAUUUUUUUAUUUAUAUUAUUCACUUGGAUACAUUUUCUGAACCUCCUACUAAAGAGGCCGUACUCAGCACACACACAGACAUAUAUAAAGCAAAGAUCUCUGUAUCCGUGGAGCCAGAUCUGAAAUCAUGUGCAGAGAACCAGCCGAUACAAAUUGUUCCUGUCCGGAAUGGUAAGACAUCCAUUUUUUUAUGGGCAAAGAAAAAAUCUAGAACCCUCAUUAUUAAGGAACAUGCAAUGCAGUAGAAUAUGAGGCAUAUAUUUUCCCUGUUCUAAUCUGGAUACUUUUUUUGUGUGCCAUAGGGCAAAGGAUCUGCAGUUAUCCAUUGGUACCUUGAUUCACAAGUUAGAGGCUGGACAUAAUCUACUAGCAACUAGUCUAUACAGAAAGAAAGCAAACACCAGGUCAGUCCAUAAACUUCUUUGUUCUAUGCCAUUAAAUAUGUGUAAUUGGUUUUUAAACAUUGUAUUGUUUGGUCAAACAUGUGUCUUCAAGGAUAGCUCAAAUAAAUUUAUGUAUCACCUGAGUGUCUGCGUAGCUCUGUGAGAGAGUGAUGCGUGCAAGCAGCAGUACAGAAAAUAUUAAGUGUGAAUGUUGUGUAAUUAUUUCUGGAAAACAGUGCAGAUUGUGUGCAAUGCAAUUUAUCGUAACGUAAAAAUUCCUCUGCACCGAGACUUUACAGCUUGCAGGAUUUCUGUUGCUCUUGAACUACAACACUCAUGACACUUAGUCAUCUUUUAGGCUAUUGAGACUGGUUGAGAGUGAUGAGGGUUGCAAUCCAACAUGAUGCCUGCCAGCUGCAAAUUCUGCUCUUAUAAUGGCUCUUGAGACAAGUUUCUGGGAAAAUAUCCCUUAAUAUAGAAUUCUUUUUUUUUUUUUACAUUUUAAUCUUAUACCAGACUUUCCUUUCUUUCUAUAGAAGCUCCAAAAAAGAAGCAAUGAGAAUAACAGAUUCGUUCAGCCAGCUGCUCAGUAGCAAAGGUAAGAAAUAUUUCUGGUUCUAAUCACUGGGCAGAAUAAUUGAAUGUUGCUGUGGAGAUGGAAGCUAUAUUUAGAGAAAAAGAGAAAAGAUACUGGGACGAGAGCCAAUAAUGUCAAGCAGCGCAGUUAGAUUUAUUAAGUCAUGUCAAACAAAUAAUAAAGGGUUUAAAGCAUAGAUGGAAAAAAACCCUGCAGAAUAUAAAAAAAGCACUGAAAAGGAUUAAACCACAUAGCAAAGAAAAUGAUAUAUUAUCUAUCCUGACUUUUUUUUGUAUCUGGUCUACAGAUGGUCUUCUAGCAUUCAGCAAAUUCUUGAAAACAGAAUUCAGCGAGGAGAACCUUGAAUUCUGGAUGGCCUGUGAAGAGUACAGAAAGAUUCAUUUGGAUAAUAAGCUCAGAACCAGAGCCCAAACCAUAUAUCAGGAAUUCCUUCAGAGUGGAGCACCACGAGAGGUGAGGAACAUCUACCUCUCUUCUAGGUCAAUCCAUACAAAUAAUCACCUUUUCAGGAAUCACAUUUUCAAGUUCUAACUUUUACAAAUGACUCGUGUCUUUUCACUUUAUUUAAAUUAUUAAAUAGGAUCUAUCCCAUGUAUGUUUUUUUCAUAAUUUUAUGUAAAUACAAAUAGGUGAUAUGCUGAAGGAGAAACAAAUCACAAAGUGGGAGGACAGUCAGCAUAAAGUAAUGCCACCGCAAUAUCUGCCCAAAACUCUCGAAAACGUCACUUUGUAGGGGUUGUGACGCUACCACUUUAUCUUUGUCUUUACGUGCAUGUACAUGCUUAAGCAAGGAUAAAAAAAACAGGUCUUGAUAAAAUAAGACCUUCUUGUAGAUGUAUCUAUAACUGCCAUAGGAAUCUAUAAAAAAUAUAUACCUGUGACACCAGCUAUCAUUGAUGGAUGAUUGACAUUAAUAGUGGGGAUAAUGCCCAGAAAAUAUGUUUUGGGCUAAUAAAUAUUCAAGUUGUUGCUGUUAAUAUAAAAACAGACAAUAGAAGGUAAUUCAUAAUAUGACCUUUGUUUUAACACGCUGAUUUUCUUUUCUGUCAUUACAGGUCAAUAUUGAUCACCAUACAAGAGAGUUCACGCUCCAACAAAUGGCCAUUGCGUCUAAAAACUGUUUUGAUGCAGCCCAAGAACAUACUCGAGUUCUGAUGGAAAAAGACUCAUAUCCUCGUUUUAUUAAAUCCCCUCUCUACAAGGAACUGUUGCAUAAACCCUCUGUAAGAAAAUUGAAGCUGUCCUUCAGAUGAAUACUGAGCAGAAGAGAUUAGUAGGUAGCACAAUUGAAGACCUCAGAGGAGGAUUCCACAGAAUUGGGGGCCCAUUGUCACCCCUCACUGUGUGUUAGACCAGAAACUGACACACUCGUGAAGUCUAAUUAUUUACCAUCAUCAACAUGGACUUUAAAUACAGGAGAACAGAGAAGAAAUGGAGAUUAAAGCUCUUUGGAUUGUAAUGAAGUGGGAGGACGCACAGUGCCAGUCUGAUGAGUUUUAAUCCUUGGUAAUUAAUACAAACAAUUUCUAAAUAUCAACACACUAAUAGGAGUGUGGCAACAGACUAUCAGACGUCGUUCCAAACAGACGACAGGCAUUUAGAUAUCAUCUGUCAGCCUAAAACAGUUAUGUUAUUUUAUCAAUAUGUUUGUGUUUCUUUCUAUACCAGUGCUGUUUAUUUUAUUUAAUCCUGAAUUUUGGAUUUUUACUACUGCUUUCAAAUUGGUGGUAUUGUCCUACUUAAAAAUAGCAGAUUUUGUGAUAUUACGAGAAGUGCUUAAGGCAAAUCACAAGCCCUAGGGGGUAAAUAUGUAACUUAGAUACUUUGAGCUUUCCCAUACAACACAACAAGAAAAUCCCUGAUUUCGUGGUGACUCAGUGAGGUUUAGUUGAUUAUUACGUAUUCUGAUAGAAGUGGGUACAUUUUGGGAAACAGAGCAGACAAUAAAAAAAAACCUUACAAGAUGCAAUCUUUCCUUCAAAUGAGAAUAAAUCUUCCAAUUCAUAUCUCAUAUUUAGAAAUCUAAGAAUGCAGAAGGGGUAUUUAAACAGUGUACUGGGGGUCAUUUAUUUUCGGUUAUACCACUUGUUAUUACGUUACCAGUAUUUGACCACAAUGACCUCUAUGUCACGUUUCUUGUAAUUUUUCAAGUUAAGCUCGGUUUAUACGACUGGUCAAUGUGCAGAGAGCAUUUAAAGCCUAUUUAUAUUACCUUUACAGUGAUGUCCUACAAGUGUAGGCAGUUGUGUGUAUGCUGGUGCAUUUAUUUAAUAUAAUUAUAUUUAUUUGAGCUGUUAAGAUACUACAAUAACUUGAAAAAAUUACAAAUUUUGGAGGUUGAUUACCAAGUAAAGCUAUGGUGAUAUCAACGGUUGUAUUUCUGGAAAAUACAUAAUAGUUAUAAAAUAUGUUAAUGUAUAAUAAAGAUAAAAAAAUAAAGAA
Molecule: messenger RNA, 3533 nt
Organism: Pelobates cultripes (western spadefoot toad)
Lineage: Eukaryota; Metazoa; Chordata; Amphibia; Anura; Pelobatidae
Source: the annotation of a GenBank genome assembly